UGCUGCUGCUUCAAAUUGACUGAAGUAUGAGAAGCGGCGACACACAAUGGAGCUGAGCGAGGGACGAACACAGUGAGCGCAGACUUUAUCUGUGUGUUGUCUCACAUUCGCACACGUCUUUAGUGUGCUGCUGUGGAGACGCAGCCAAACUACUACUACGAGUUUUUGUUUACUUUCCCUUUCUUUUUUCGACACUUUCUGCUACUUUUGGACUCUGAGUUGCAUCAAAUACGAGGUCACCAUGCCUCCCACGACGCCGUAUGCAGGGAAGUUCAGCACCUGCGUGCCCUACAGCAACAACAACAACCAUCCUCAGCCUCACAGUCCGUAUCGCAGCGGCACCGCCCCCAAGCCCUCGAAGGAGAACAACAUCUACAACGGUGGCUACUCUGCCGCGGAGAACCCCUACGACAUCCCGCAGCCCCACUGCUCCUACCGCAGCUCCUCCGUCUCCUCCGUGGCGACGAAGGAGCAGCACCACCACUACAACAACAACAACGGCAGCUGUUCGGAGAACCCCUACGCGUCCUCGCCGCAGCCGCGCAGCCCUCAGCAGCACAGCAGUUCGUGUCCGGGCCGCGCGCACCGCCACACCUCCUCCACCACCACCACCACCAGCAGCAGCAGUGGCAGCGGCAGCGAGCAGUCCUGUCGGAACAACGCCGCCCCGGGCAAAACUCGGUUUUACGGACAUGGCAUCACGGCAAGCUACGGGGAGAUGUGUUACCAUGACAACAGUUUGGUUUCAGCGUCCCUUGAGGCUCUGAUCCAGCACCUGGUUCCCACAGUGGACUACUACCCUGAUAGGUCGUAUGUUUUCACCUUCCUGCUGAGCUCACGCCUCUUCCUGCACCCGUACGAGCUCAUGACGAGGGUUUGUCACCUGUGUGUGGAGCAGCAGCGCUCCGGAGACGCCCUGCUGGAUAAGAUCCGUUUCCGCGAGGUGGCGCCGAAGCUGGUUCAGCUGCUGACCGAAUGGACGGAGACGUUCCCGUACGAUUUCAGGGACGAGAGGAUGAUGCGCUGCCUCAAGGACAUGACGCACCACGUGGCCCGAGGUGACGAGUACUCGUGGCGAGCCAUGCAGCAGAUGACCCAGCGCCUGAUCAAGCGUCUGUCGGCGCUCGGCCAGUACGAGGAGGCCGUGGCGGCGCUGAACGCCGUGGCCGCCGAGCGUCCCGCCGCCCUGAAGAGCAAACAGGCGUCGGGCCAGCGGAGCGACAUACUGAGCGUGUGCGACGACCCCUUCGUCCUCGCUCAGCAGCUCACACACAUCGAGCUGGACAGACUGAGUUUCAUUGGCCCCGAAGAGUUCAUCCAAACGUUCGCGAUGAAGGAUCCUCUAGAGAACCAUAAGGGUUUCUUCCGGAAGCGUAAGACCAGUAACCUGGAGGCCUACGUCAACUGGUUCAACAGACUCAGUUUCCUGGUGGCCACUGAGAUCUGCAUGCCCGUGAAGAAGAAACACAGGGCGCGGAUCAUCGAGUUCUUCAUCGACGUGGCUCAGGAGUGUUUCAACAUCGGCAACUUCAACUCCCUCAUGGCCAUCAUCACUGGGAUGAACAUGAGUCCGAUUGCCAGACUGAAGAAAACCUGGAGUAAAGUCAACACGGACAAGUUUGAAAUCCUGGAGCAUCAGAUGGACCCGUCCAGUAACUUCAGCAACUACCGUACGGCUCUCCGCGGCGCCACCCAGAGGUCUGAGACGGCUCACAGCAGCCAGGAGAAGAUUGUGAUUCCUUUCUUCAGCCUCCUGAUUAAAGACAUUUACUUCCUGAAUGAAGGCUGUUCCAGCAGACUGGCAAACGGACACAUCAACUUUGAGAAACUGUGGGAGUUGGCAAAGCAGGUGAGCGAGUUCCUGGUCUGGCGUCAGGUGGUUUGUCCGUUCGACAGAGACCGACGGAUCCUCCAGUACCUCGUCACCACGCCGGUCUACACGGAAGACGAGCUGCACCUGGCCUCGUAUGAGAGCGAAGGGCCGGAGAACAACAUGGAGAAAGACAGUCGCAGGUCUCUCAGAUCGUCGCUGCUGCAUCGCGAGAACCGGUCGUAAGAGGAAGCGCUGCGGACUGUGAAACCAGUGACGCCGUUUAUGACACUAUUAAGACAUUCCUUAAAGCGACAUCAUCUUAUGUACAGAGGAGGACAUGCAGCUGGGACCACUCUUAAAGUGUUUGAUGAAAGCUGCUGCAGUUGUGUGUUAUCACAGACGACUAUCGUGCGCCUGAAAACGUUCUUGAAUUGCGAUGAUUCCCAUGAGGAGCUUCACAUUCCUGGUGUGGAUUACAAACUGUGUGCUGCUGCUUCCUCCUCCUCAACUGCUCAAUCUGAGGCACUUAACUCGACAUUAGAAGACGUGUAUGGAUUUCGUUUUAUAUCCUCCAGUGGAUGGACCUCCAUCAUGGCAGCAGCAUGGGAGGGGGGGGAUGCUCUUUUCCUUUUAACCCUCAUUGGUUUACCGGACAACAUUAGCACUGCUUUGUUUUUCUUUUUUCCUGGCAGUCAGAAACCAGAGAGGCGAGGCGAGCUGUAUCAUCAAUAACAGGCCCUCAACAGCUGCUUUUGAAGACACGUUGCUGCUGCUGCUGCUGCUGCUUGUCGUCAAAUUAUUCUUUUUGCUAUUUCGCUGCAACUCGACUCACGUCAGCCGCAUUUUUUGGUUGUUAGCAUUUUGUGCGAUGUGGGCACUCUCGCUGGCGAAUUUGCGACGCGACUUUUGUGACGAUCAUGCAGCGGAAAUCAAAUGCACUUGAGCGAGCGAGCGUGGCGCUGUGCGUGUUGUAUUAUAGGUUUUCAUUGACUCCUAUUUUGAGGCGUCACUCUUUACAGUAUUAAGUUGUAUUUUGUAUCAGAAGGCUUAAAAACAAAACAAGUGUUUCCUUUUCCUGUACGCUCUUUCUGUGAUGCUUCACCGUGAGCUUGUUGCUGGUUGGCUGGCUCUGUGUUGGUAAGCUAUUUUCCGUUAACACACCAGUUCUUGUAUGAAAUGAAAUGAAAUGAAAAAGUGUUUGGGUUUUGAUUGACACACUGAUGCCAUUUGAACUCUGAGUGGAAGUGAUGCUACAUUUUUAUGUGUUCAU
Solea senegalensis (Senegalese sole) is the source of this 3083-nucleotide messenger RNA. RefSeq names its product ras-GEF domain-containing family member 1B-B-like. Gene Ontology annotation, cellular component: plasma membrane. Gene Ontology annotation, biological process: positive regulation of GTPase activity; Ras protein signal transduction. Gene Ontology annotation, molecular function: guanyl-nucleotide exchange factor activity. The transcript has 14 exons. Lineage: Eukaryota; Metazoa; Chordata; Actinopteri; Pleuronectiformes; Soleidae. Bases 242 to 2056 code for a protein of 604 amino acids. The record is from RefSeq and is a predicted model, not a curated record.